AUGAAGAGUGUUGCGUUGCAAGAUGCAAGCACGGAUUUAACACGAAUUCCACUUCCAUUCUUUCUCCCGCAUUCAGGCUCACGCUCUCGAACCCCGCCAGCUGUCUCUCAGGUCUGCCACCAAUACUCCCCUCAGUCUCAGCCUCAUGCGCAACGAAAAGCAAAACCGGAUGUUUUCCGUACAUAUUCCCGGUAUUCUCCACUCCCAAACGAGCCGAAAACUUCAUACUUUCACACGCAUCCUCCCCAAUUUUCGAAACCGAUAGAUAAUCGAGUGAACGUGAACUCUUGUCAUCACCACCUGUCGCUUGAGAAUUACGAGACGUUAGCCGGUUUAGAUCUGCGCAAUCGCGUCCCCACCAGCCUCGCCCGGGUACCCGGCCCAAAUUAUCGCCCCGAUUUUCUCAUCAUCUUUCGCAAACCCAACAUCGAUAGGCCCACCACAAACCAAAACGAGCACAACGGGCUCGUUCGAAGCCUCUGCCACCGCACUCACGAGCAUCUCCUGCUGACCUGGCAGCACGAGAUCCACGCGAUCCUCGUCCUCCUUCUCCUGACCAUUAUCCAAACCCAUCACCAAAACCACACGGUCCGCCUUCUUCGCCACGUCAACCGCGCCCGCCACGUCAGCGUAGGUACAUUUCACGCCAUCAUUACACCCACUGUGGUACAACACCUCUCCCGCGUAACCCUGCAACGCAUGAUAGAUCUCCACGGAUUUGCAAGGAGACCCCUCGUAAUUCCCAAGAAGCACGUAGGCGUAGUUCGCGUUGGGGCCGAUGACAGCUAG
Striga asiatica is the source of this 789-nucleotide messenger RNA. The record is from the annotation of a GenBank genome assembly. Lineage: Eukaryota; Viridiplantae; Streptophyta; Magnoliopsida; Lamiales; Orobanchaceae.